Cicer arietinum (chickpea) is the source of this 5680-nucleotide messenger RNA. NCBI's taxonomy places the organism in Eukaryota, Viridiplantae, Streptophyta, Magnoliopsida, Fabales, Fabaceae. The record is from RefSeq and is a predicted model, not a curated record.
UAUUUUAUUUUAUUUUUAUAUAUAUUUGUAUUGCUUUGUUGUCAUGCGAUUGUCACCGGAAGGAAAGGGCAACGGUGGAUCGGGUUCGCGGGUUCGGAAGAAACAAAAGAAGUUAGAUGCAAUAUGCGAGGAAGAGUAUAAUAGAAACCAUGGUGAGUUAAAUGAGGGUGAUGGUUUGAACCCUGAACCAGGGGUUCGCCGAAGCUCGAGGGUUCGGCGUGCCCCGGUUUUACUUGAUGUGUCGCCUUCUCCCAAGAGGAAACGGCAGAAGUUAGGGGAGGAUGUAGUAGGGAAGAGUGUGGAAGGUGAUAAGAAUUUAGAGAGAGAAAUUGGGGGUUCUAGUGGUGGGAAUUGGAGUUUGAGGUCGAGAUCGAAGGGUAAGAAUGUAGGUUUUGAGGUGAAGGAGGAGAAGGAAUUGCCUCAUAGGAAAAGGAAACUUUUUAACGAGGAGUUAAAGGUUGAUAGGAUCGACGAAUUGGAGGUUGUGGAGGUUGAUAAGAAAGAAGAGUUGGAAACUGUUCUGUCAAAAAUGGUUAAGUCUAAGAAAAGAGUGGGGACGAUUGAAACAACAAAGCAUGAAAAACGGGAUAAUGAGAAUGAAUGUCAAGGGAGUUUGGAUGAGAGUAAGAGUCAAGAAGUGGAGAUUGUAUUGAACAAAGGUGAGGGGAGUGUUUCGGUUAGGGAGACGGAAUUGGCUGAUGAGAAUCCAAUAGAUUUGAGGGAUGAGAAUGCUGCUUCUAUGAUGGAGAGUGAGGAGAGAAUUGAAACUGAUAAUUUGCAAGUAGAGGAGUGUAGUGGUAGUGUUGAACCGUCUCAGGUGGAAUGUGUUGAAACUGUGGAUGAGCAGGGUGAUCAGUUAGAGAGUGAGAAGGAAGGAAAAAAUGCAGGUGAUGUAGCUGGAAUUGCUGGAGUUUCAACUGAACAUGUAGAUAAUGAAGGUUCUAUUGAUAAGGAGGUUGGCAUUGAUGACAAUGUCGCGAAGGAUGAGAAUAUUGGGAAGAUGGAUGAGUUGAAACAAUCGUCAAAUGUUGACAAGUCUGAGUACCGAUGUAUCAAAGAGGGAAGGCGGUGUGGUUUGUGUGGAAGAGGGAGUGAUGGUAAGCCUCCCAAAAGGCUAAUUCAGGAAAAUGGUGAUAGUGAGAACGAAGCUUAUAGCGGGUCAUCAGCUUCAGAGGAGCCCACUUAUGAUACCUGGGAUGGUUUUGAUGAUGAACCUGGCUGGCUUGGACGUCUCUUGGGUCCUAUUAAUGAUCGUUACGGUAUUGCUGGAAUAUGGGUGCAUCAGAAUUGUGCUGUAUGGAGUCCAGAGGUUUAUUUUGCUGGCUUGGGAUGCUUAAAAAAUGUGAGGGCUGCACUUUGUCGAGGAAGAGCAUUGAAGUGCACACGUUGUGGGAGGCGAGGGGCAACCAUUGGUUGUCGUGUUGAUCGGUGUCCUAGAACCUAUCACUUGCCUUGUGCAAGAGCAAAUGGUUGCAUCUUUGAUCAUCGCAAAUUUCUUAUAGCUUGUACAGAUCAUCGCCAUCUUUUCGAACCUUGUGGUAAUAAAUAUUUAGCCUGGAUAAAGAAGUUGAGGGCUAGGAAAAUGAUGUGGGAGACGAGGAAGCGUUCAAAUGAUGCUUCAAGAAAGGAUAUUGAUGCAGAAGAGAGAUGGUUGGAAAAUUGUGGGGAGGAUGAAGAAUUUCUGAAACGCGAGAACAAGAGGCUUCAGCGUGAUUUAUUGAGAAUAGCCCCGGUGUAUAUUGGUGGUGCAGACUCUGCCGGCGAAAAUUCAUUUCAGGGAUGGGAAUCAGUUGCUGGGCUUAAAGAUGUCAUCCGUUGUAUGAAAGAAGUUGUUAUUAUUCCUCUACUAUAUCCUGAUUUCUUCGAUAACUUGGGGCUUACGCCUCCAAGAGGUGUUCUCUUGCAUGGGUAUCCUGGAACAGGGAAAACCUUAGUGGUCCGAUCAUUGAUUGGUGCAUGUGCUCGUGGAGAUAGACGGAUUGCAUAUUUUGCCCGUAAAGGUGCAGAUUGCUUGGGGAAAUAUGUAGGUGAUGCCGAGCGCCAACUAAGACUAUUAUUUCAGGUUGCGGAGAAGUGUCAACCUUCGAUAAUAUUCUUUGAUGAGAUAGAUGGACUGGCACCCUGCCGUACUAGACAGCAAGAUCAGACUCAUAGUUCUGUUGUGUCGACAUUGCUUGCUCUUAUGGAUGGUUUAAAAUCUAGGGGUUCGGUUGUGGUCAUAGGUGCAACAAACCGUCCCGAAGCUGUUGACCCAGCGCUUAGGCGCCCUGGAAGAUUCGAUCGGGAAAUUUACUUUCCAUUGCCAUCAACUGAAGACAGAGCUUCCAUUCUCUCACUUCACACGCAGAAGUGGCCAAAACCAAUUAGUGGAUCGAUGCUUGGGUGGAUUGCAAGGAAAACUUCUGGCUAUGCUGGUGCUGAUCUCCAGGCUCUUUGUACGCAAGCGGCCAUGAAUGCGCUGAGGAGAAAUUUCCCUUUGCAAGAAGUGCUAUCAGUCGCUGAAAAAAGAUGUUCUGGUAGUGAUGGUAAGAACAUUCCUCUUCCAUCCUUUACUGUGGAGGAGAGGGAUUGGGUAGAGGCUUUUUUGUCUUCCCCGUUACCGUGUUCCCAGAGAGAAGCUGGAAAUGCUGCGAACAAUGUUGUAUGCUCCCCUCUUCCUGUUCAACUAAUUCCUUGUUUGUUGCGGCCGUUAUGCACUAUUCUUGUAUCUCUUUAUCUUGAUGAACGACUGCGAUUGCCACUUCCUAUAUCUAAAGCCAUGACAUCGAUUAAGAAUGUAAUGGUUUCUGCUCUAGACCAAAAGAAAAUGCCCAUUGAUCACUGGUGGUUGUACCUUGAUAAUUUUCUUCAAGAAACAAAUGUUGCUUAUGAGGUAAGGAAGUGUCUUAGUUGUUCUGGCAUUUUAUCUGCUGACCAUGGCUUUUCUGGUUCUUGUGAUACUGUGGAUCCUUCCGACAAUAAACCCUCCAUAUGUAAUGGUAGAUUACCAAACACGUCAUUUGGAUUGACCAACAAAUCAGGAUUUCGAAUAUUAAUUUACGGAAAUCCCCGAUCUGGGCAGAGACAUCUUGCAUCAUGCCUACUUUACUGCUUUAUUGGAAAUAUUGAAGUACUAAAGAUUGAUAUGGCAACUAUUUCACUAGAAGGACAUGGAGAUGUGGUUCAAGGGAUUGCACAAAUAUUAAUGAAAUGUGCUAGCAUGAAAUCGUGCGUAGUAUUCAUGCCAAGAAUUGAUUUGUGGGCUGUGGAAGAAGAUUUUCAAAUUGCUGAAAAGACUGAUUCCUGCUCAGUAAAUCAUCUAUCACCAAGCCAAAUUGUUGAGAAGGAAAAUGGGAUCAAUACUGGGAAAAACUCAAAAGAGAAGACAAAAUGCCAAGCCAACAAAAAGGCUUCAUAUGCCUGGAUGUCAUUUAUUGAGCAGGUGGAGUCCAUUGGUUUGUCCACAUCCUUGAUGAUUCUGGCUACUUCCGAAGUUCCCUGUACUGAACUUCCACACAAGGUAAGAGGAUUCUUCAAGAGUUAUCAAUCUAAGGAAAGCCAAUCAACUCCUUUAGUGCAAACUGUUCCUCAGUUCUCUCUGCAGAUUGAUGAGAAUUUUGAUCACGAAUUGGCAAUUGAUCUAUCUGCAAUAGAGCUUUUAAGAAAUUUAGUUGAACAGCGGGUGCAAUUGAUUCAUCAGAGAUCUCAUGCUCACAUCGGUGUCCAGAAGUGGGAGAGAGCCUAUGAAUCAGUUGAAGUUUGUAAAGAUAAGGUAACUCCCACAAAAGAAAAUGAACCAGCCAAUGAGAAGAAGGGUGAAGUCCAAUUUCCCGAAUCCUCGACAAAACUUCCACAACCCAACAGUAGGUCACUGAAGGGAAAAUCAAAUCUUUUGAUGGCAAUAUCCGCAUUUGGCUAUCAAAUUCUUCUAUACCCUCAUUUUGCUGAACUUUGUUGGGUCACGUCGAAACUCAAAGAAGGUCCUUGUGCUGAUGUAAGUGGGCCUUGGAGAGGCUGGCCUUUCAAUUCCUGUAUAAUUCGUCCUAACAAUUCACAAGAAAAGGUGGUAAUUUCUGGUAGCUCGGGUGGCACUAAAACAAAAGAAAGUGCUGGUUUAGUUAGAGGCUUGGUUGCUGUCGGUUUAUCAGCUUACAGAGGUGUUUAUAAAUCAGUUAGGGAGGUUUCCCUUGAGGUAAGGAAAGUUCUUGAGAUCUUAACCGAGACAAUUAAUAUGAAAAUUCAAGCUGGUAGAAACAGAUAUCAAUAUCUCCGUAUUUUAUCACAAGUGGCUUAUUUGGAAGAUAUGGUCAACAAUUGGGCUUAUGCAUUGCUGAGUCUAGAUCAGGAUUCUCCGGAGCUAGCGGCAAAGGUUUUACCAGAAACUGUUAGGUCUUUAAACAGUGAUGUCCCAUGUGAAGACCGCCACCAAGCUGAAGGUGAGGAUUGUCAUUUGGUUGUUCCUGCUGAUGGGGAGGAUGUGGAGACACUGGAGAGAAGUCCUAAGGUUGUUCCUACCGCAACAACCGAGGGCCUUUCGUUGAAUGACCUAAAUGUUAAUUUAGGUGAUACUGGUCGUGACGGCCGAGAAGCAAGUUUGGAAGGAUCUCCACCUAACCAUCCUUAUCCAGAUAAGCAUAUUAAUGACAACUCUCAGGAGAAUGGGGUAUUAUCUGGACUUUCUGAAUCAGUAGCUGCUGAAAAUCACGAAGCUGCAGGUGAAGAACUUGGAAUGCUGAAAGACUUGAAUAUAUCCACAUGCGCACGCUCUACUGUCCUUUCUGAAAAUGGAUUUCACACAACCUAUGAACAAGAGAAUGUUGAGAUUGGUAACAUUAAAUCAAGUGAUGUUGAAUCUGAUAAACACGAGAAUACUAUAGACAUCGAUGCCUCUUCAAGUAAGGACAAGGGUGCAGCCGAAUCCGGGGUUGUUUGCUUGUAUCAAUGUUGCCAUCAAUGUAUUUGCAGUCUGUAUCAUCUGACACGCAAAUUACUUGUUCGCGGGUGGGAGUCGAAUAUAUGCCAUUGGACAAUUGAAGAUGUCCAUGAUACUGUUUCUUCAUUAUCUGUGGAUCUUAUUUCAGCAGUUAGAAAUUAUUACAUGGCAGAAGAUUUCACCGAGUUAUCAAAUAAAACAUCAAGACAUGGAAAGGAUGGAACACCUCUCGAAUGUUUGAAUCCGAUAAAGUGUAAUACCAAAAAUCGAGGCAAGGAUGUUGUGCUGGCUGAAUGUGUUUCUCACUCGGCAACUCAAGAUGAAAGUGUAAGCGACGAUACGGUAACGAAUGAACCAGUGAAGCUUGAUUUGAAAUUUGUUUUCAGAGAUGGUGUCCUAGUUCCUAUGGACACAGUAAAGGAUGCCCCUCUUCACUGUAAAUUUGAGAAACUGUGUCUUUGUUCUCUCAUUGAGUUGAUAGUAAAGACUAAGGGCCCUUUAGAGUAAACUCUAUUGUUUUCAUGGCUAUGAAUGCUUAUAGCAAAAUUUUGGUGGCAGUUGUAUGUAAAUUUUUCUUAGAUCAAUAUAAAGUUUUGACCACAGGAAAUUCCCAUGCAGCUUCUUUGAGUGCUUUCAUCAGCAAAAUGUACAAGUCUUCAAUGCUACCAUGUCAACUGAAAUUCCCAAUUGUUUUUAUUUUUUAUUUUAUUUUAGGUCAAAGAAUUUCCCAAUUGCUUAAGUUGAUAUCUAUUCAAAGUAGAGUGUGCA